AUGCCGACAUACAGUGAGCUUUCAGCGAUUGACGACUCCUUCUCUCCCAAUUUCUGUCCGGUAACUGAUACUGAUGGAGCGGGGGACUCGACGUACCACGGUCCACGAUCAGGUCACUGGACAGUUCGCUCUGAGCCUGGCAGUGCCAUUGAUGACCGCUGCCCCACAGUAUGGGGCGCUGUAAGUGCGGUAGGCGGUCCUGCUGUCUCCACCCGUGGUGUCAAACCGCUGGACCAUCAUUUGCUGGAGAAGCUUGGCAGGAGCGUGGUCGAGCAGAAGAAGGCGGCCGACGCGGCUCGGACGCAGGCCCAAGCUGUGGUCGAAGCGGAAGCAGCGCGUAACGGUGGUAUUCUACGUGUCGGAUACGGUAUGGUGGAGCCCAAGAAGGAGACGGGAAAGAAAGGCUUCUAUCUACCAAAGAGUGCACUUCUGCAGCGAGCGAAGGUUGGGAAGAUCCAGCAACAAGAAGUCAAGUUACCGCACCCUGCAAAACCCCAGCCGGCCGCUCCUGCAGCUCCUGUAGCAACAAUGCAUGCGAGACCACCGUCUGCGUUAUCAGUGCCUGGAAAAGCCGCCCUACGACUUGUUCGUAUCACAGCCAAAGACGGCCGGGAGGCCUUCGUGAGCCUAACAGGCUUGUCUAAGAUCCCAGGCCAGUCACCAAGGCCUGCCUGUUCCCCAGCGAAGCCGGAGAAAGCGCCGAAAGUACCUGACGAAGCAGCGAAGAACCAGAUCAUGGUUGAAAAGGCCAAGCCGACUGAAGGCGAACGCAAGCCAGAGACCCAGAAAACCAACGCCGGCGGGGAAGCUAGGGCUUUAACCGCCGUCAUGAGCGGCGCCCUUCCAUCGGCACCCGACAGCGCAGUCAAUCCGCCAUCUCUCCAUUCCUUCGAUAGUUCUUCUCAACAUGCUCUCAAGGCACCUACUCCUGUGGGGUUGGCGUCGGUAGCUUCCAGCAAGCUUGUUUCUGUAAGAAGCUUGCAAGAGGCCGUUCGGGCAAUUAGCCAGAACAGCGACCGAGCGAGCCACUUAUCUCGUGCAGCUUCCAACGCGGUGAGCACAGGCUGGGCGCAACAGUAUCCCAGAACACGAUCUGAUGGCGGCAACACGCAAGUUGUUAACGGCUGGGCGCAGCCUCAGCCUCAGCACUUAGACGCGCCUUCCAGGACACCAUCUGAUCGCGGCUUUGCAGCUGCUGGUGACGGCUGGAGUGGGCCCGCUUCGGCAGUACCGGCGCCUCAUCACUCAUCUCACGGCGGUGAAAGUCGAUCGCAGCGUUGGUCGCCUGCACAAUCUGCUGUGCCAGGGCACUCUCUUGACUGGAACAACGACUUCGUUGCUAGACAUGCCAGCGAAAUUCAUCAAUCUCCUUGUAGUAACAACGGCCGACCGAAGCCGCACUCACCCGUACAACCUUCUGUACAACACCACCCUUUCAACGACAACAAUGAAUUCGUUGGCGUGCGAGCCAAUGAUGCGCGCUCCGAGCAACGCUCACAGACUGUCUUUGCAGGACAUGGGUGGAUCUCACCUCAUCCGCUAAGCCCUGUUUCGGUGCAGUCACACAUUAGUCUACCGUUCGGGCAGCCGAUCCACAAUCGGGAGCUCAGCUACGACGAGUGGAAGUCGUUACAACAGAGUGUGCGUAAAAGGGAAGCAAUCGUUGCGCAGGAGGCCGGAAAUUGCAACUGGUCUAAGACUGACAGUGUCGUCAGUCAGAAAGCGGCGAACGUAGCAGCCAGUAUUGCACGAAGUGCCAGGGACAGCAGAGCCGGUGGUGUGAAGGCGAGCGGUAGCACGGCUGGAAGCUUCUGUGGGAACCGCCAGAAAACCGCAAACCCGGCGGUCAGUCACAACUACUACAAGGCUUCUGUAGAAAGCGCAAAUGGAAGCCAGAGAGGUCCACAAUCGCAGCAUAGCGUGCAUCGCAGCAGCUUACACGCCAGCCAGCACUUAGGGUCGAAUACCUCGCACCGCCAGCAGAAGUCGCCUAGCCCGCACGUCCACUGGUCCCCGGCUUCGCAGAAGCCAGUUAUGGAGCAGGGAUGGGAUGCACUUCCCGGGCUUGCCCUCGACGGGACAUCUGAUCAACCCGAUGGCGCAGCGCAAUCAGGCGAAGAUGUCUACCGCAAGUAUUUGGAGAACAUCGUUGGCGGACAAGCUGUGCCGGACCGGAUCAUCAAGACUGCAGAUGGCGCAGCAGCUUCUGGCGCUGUUUCCCUCCGGAUGCCAUGGGACAUUGCGCACUCAGGCUUUCACUUCCAUCAGCGCCCUGCGUCUCCAGGCUCAUCAGCAAGUCCUGUUCGUGGACCUGCGCCAGAUACGGUUAGAGAGUCGUGGAGCGCUCGGGCAAAGAACUACAAGCAGGGCCGAGCGGAAGAUGCAUUAAGACCUGAUCAGCGUUCGGUGUCGCACGGAGGUGGAAGGGUCUUUGAUCUGGGUCGAGCGGGGAUGGACCAUGGCGAAUGGUGA
This is a messenger RNA of Baudoinia panamericana UAMH 10762, 2472 nucleotides long. RefSeq lists its product as uncharacterized. NCBI's taxonomy places the organism in Eukaryota, Fungi, Ascomycota, Dothideomycetes, Mycosphaerellales, Teratosphaeriaceae. The transcript has a single exon. The record is from RefSeq and is a predicted model, not a curated record. Bases 1 to 2472 code for a protein of 823 amino acids.